Molecule: messenger RNA, 659 nt
Organism: Momordica charantia (bitter melon)
Lineage: Eukaryota; Viridiplantae; Streptophyta; Magnoliopsida; Cucurbitales; Cucurbitaceae
Source: RefSeq, a predicted model, not a curated record
UCCAUCAAUUCUCUUUAUAAACUCAUUCUCCUCCUCGUUUUCCAGCAGGAACGGGCAGAGCUUUAAUUAAAACAAACAUAAUUUUCUCUCAGUCAUUUUAACAAACAUCUUUUCUGCAAGACAUGGGGGCGAAGCUCUGCCUGAUUCUCCUCCUCCUUGCGGCGGCGGCGGUGCCCCACUUCGCCGGCUUCAUCAACGACGGGAUCCCCGGGCUGGGGCGGUUCUACAACGACGACGCCAUUAAUUUCGCCCCCGGCGGCAUCUUGGCCGGAGAAUCGCGAAACUUGCUUCAAAGGGGCAAAUUUCUGAGCUACGCGGCGCUGAAGAAGAACAUAAUCCCCUGCGGCGGCAGGGGCAUGUCUUACUACGAUUGCGCCAAGCGCAUGAAAGCCAAUCCUUACAGGCGCUCCUGCCUCGCCAUCACUGGCUGCGCUCGAUUCACCGAUUAAACUUUUAUUUUAUUUUAUUUUAGUUCACUAUUAUAGUGGGGCCCACAUCUUAAUUAAUGCUUUUUAUCUACUUGAUUAUGCCGGUGUAAGAAUUUUAUUUAUAUAAAAUUCGAGCAUAAUUAGUGGAUAAAAGCAUUUAUUGAACUAAAAGAAAAACUGUUUAUCCCGUCGUUUUUUAUUGUAAAAAAAAAAUCAAUAAAUUCAUAUGAA